GGGAAAAGUUGAUACUUGAACAAGUGGUGUGUGUGAAAAUAUAUGUAAAGGAUGGGCUUGGGCUUUUAGAUUAAAUGGGCCUUUUUUAGGCCCAUUAGCUACUUCAAAGUUCAAACUGUCAGGUUCCGAUGCUGGGGCGGGACUUAACUUCCCUCAAAGAUCAAAGAAUUGACGAAACCAGAGAAAGAAACUGGGAAAAUGGACGAGUACUUGCUGAACAGGUGGAAGGAAAUGGGGGUUCAACGGCCCUCUCCAAUUCGCCAUCACAUUCGGGAAACGUAGAAGAAGGGGUCUCGCAGCUCAACGUCUCAAAGAAUUUGAGACAAGGAUUUAAUCGCCUAUCCCUAUCCUAUGCCAGUUAUCCACCCAUGCCCAAACUUUCUAUUACCCAAUAACCUCCCCAACUCGUUCCUCUCCAUCCCAGCUCUUAUCAAGACCUGUAAAACUCCAACCCAUCUUCAACUAGUCCACGCCCAUAUCGUCCGAAGGGGUUUAGAGCAAGACCACUCUCUCAUAUCUCAGUUCAUUUGCCCCUCUCAGGCUCUAUCCACUCUCUCUUACUCUGCCAGCGUUUUCGACCGUGUUUUCUCCCCCAACACUUUUCUAUGGAAUGUUUUCAUUAAAGGGUACUGCCAGAAGUCCUGCUCUGCUGAAACAGUUUCGGUUUUUAUUCACAUGAAGAGAGAGGAGGCUGUUCCUGAUAGAUAUACUUACCCUUCGGUGAUCAAGGCGUGUGCAAGUGAGGGAAAGAUUAGAGAAGGAAGGACCUUGCAUGGGUCGGUGUUGAGGUGUGGGGUUGAGUGUGAUGCGUUUGUGAGUACGAGUUUGAUUGACUUGUAUGGGAAAUGCAAAGAGAUUGGUUGUGCCCGUAAGCUGUUCGAUUAUUUGUUUGAGAGAAAUGUAGUUACUUGGACGGCCAUGGUUGUUGGGUAUGUUAUUGCUGGAGACUUGGGGGAGGCAAGGAAGCUGUUUGAUGAAAUGCCUCAGAGAAACGUUGCUUCUUGGAAUGCCAUAAUUGGAGGGUUUGUGAAAUUGGGUGACUUGGGUAGUGCUAGGAAGAUAUUCGAAGAGAUGCCCAAGAAGAAUGUGGUUUCUUUUACGACUUUGAUUGAUGGGUAUGCAAAAUCAGGUGACAUGGCUUCUGCAAGGGUUUUGUUUGACCAAGCUCCUUAUAGAGAUAUAGUUGCAUGGUCAGCAUUGAUUUCUGGGUAUGCUCAGAAUGGUCAGGCCAGAGAGGCUGUGAACAUUUUUAUUGAAAUGGACUCCUGUAAUGUUAAACCAGAUGAGUUUAUAAUGGUGAGUUUGAUGUCAGCUUGUUCUCAGGAGGGAUGUUUGGAGUUGGCCAAAUGGGUUGAUAAUUAUGUCACUCAAAGUUCAAUUGAUCUUGGUCGAGCUCAUGUUCUUGCAGCUCUUGUUGACAUGAAUGCUAAGUGUGGGAACAUAGAGAGAGCAAAAAACUUGUUUGAACAGAUGCCUAAGCACGACUUGAUCUCGUAUUGUUCAUUGAUGCAGGGACUAUCUAUACAUGGUUGUGGGGAACAGGCCGUUUCCGUUUUCCAUAUGAUGCUAAAUGAAGGUAUGAUUCCUGAUGAGGUGGCUUUUUCAGUUAUCCUGACAGCUUGUAGCCGAUCUGGGCUGGUCGAGGAUGGUAGGCAAUUAUUUCAUUUAAUGAAAAAUGAGUACUCCAUUGCUCCUUCGCAAGAUCAUUAUGCUUGUAUGGUUGAUCUUCUCAGCCGUUCAGGAAGGUUGAAAGAAGCUUAUGAGCUUUUGAGUUCAAUGCCCAUGGAACCCAGUUCUGCUUCAUGGGGCGCACUACUUGGGGCCUGUAAGCUACAUUGUGAUGUGGAGCUGGGUGAGUUAGUUGCCAGUCGGUUGAUUGAGCUUGAACCUCAAAAUGCUGGUAAUUAUGUGCUGCUUUCAAAUAUCUACGCUGCCACAGAUCGCUGGUUGGUUGUUUCACUUGUGAGGAGCAAAAUGAGAGAGAAAUCUGUUAAAAAAAUACCUGGUCGCAGUUGGAUUAGAUCACAUGGCUAAGUGUUGUUUUAGUAACCAUGAAUAAUAACAUUAUUUUCAACUAUUGGUGCUAAGAGCAAGAGGAACCUAGCUGGUGCAGUCUCUUCUGAUGUUUCAUUUCCCAGGCAAUUGUACAAUUGUGUGCAAUUUUGCAUGGUAUACAAGCAGCCCUUUUCUUCAGCUUGUCACUUCAAGCAUAUGAUUGUGUUUCUCUUGUCUAACAUAACCUUGGUAGAUCGUGUUAGAGAACCAGGUUUGCCUAAGGAAUUUAUGUAACUGAAAGAUCCUUAACUCAAGCACUUGAUUUGGGCAACAGUAUUGUCAUUCGGGUCGUUUGUUUUCAUUGUUAUUUCUGGUUCUGGGAACAACAUUAGGUGCCUUAGUUUUAUACAGUUCCAUUCUGUAAUCUUCGAUAAACUGUAUAUAUCUGUUUGACAAAACAAAGCUUAAUAAAAUCUAUAGCCUCCAACUCAGCCAGCA
Humulus lupulus (European hop) is the source of this 2493-nucleotide messenger RNA. Its product is annotated as putative pentatricopeptide repeat-containing protein At5g37570. Gene Ontology annotation, biological process: RNA modification. The transcript is spliced from 2 exons. The record is from RefSeq and is a predicted model, not a curated record. Bases 352 to 2034 code for a protein of 560 amino acids. Gene Ontology annotation, molecular function: RNA binding; protein binding. NCBI's taxonomy places the organism in Eukaryota, Viridiplantae, Streptophyta, Magnoliopsida, Rosales, Cannabaceae.